This is a messenger RNA of Brassicogethes aeneus, 5000 nucleotides long. NCBI's taxonomy places the organism in Eukaryota, Metazoa, Arthropoda, Insecta, Coleoptera, Nitidulidae. The record is from the annotation of a GenBank genome assembly.
UUUCGAGGUUAGUUUUAAAAGAUUUCUUCGAGUUAUGUAUUGCAAAUUCGAAUAUUUGCAAUAACUUCGCAUGAAAAUGAAGUUACCUUGCAUGCCAUCGGUUAUAUACCGCGCAGUUAACCUCACUAUUCGCUCAAGGAAGUGCAGUGUUAUUGAUUAUCGAAAUUUCAGCAAUUUAUAUUUAAACCCCAGAAUGAGUGACAAAAAAAUGAACGGAAUUAGCAAAAUAAACGGCACAGAAGGCAAAGCGCCGUUUCUCAUCGGUGUUUCCGGUGGCACGGCCAGCGGAAAGAGCACAGUAUGUAAGAGGAUAAUGGAAAAACUGGGACAAGUUGAUAUGGACCAGGCACAAAGACAAGUAAUAUGCAUAUCACAGGACAGUUUUUACAGAGAAUUGACCCCCACAGAGAUUUCCAAGGCUGAAAAGGGCCAGUUCAACUUUGAUCACCCAGAUGCUUUUAACGAGACACUAUUAUUGGAAACUUUGCAAGAUAUAUUAGCUGGAAAAAUCGUGCAAAUACCUACAUAUGACUACAGACAUCACUCAUUAAACAAGGAUGAAUUUUUGACAAUAUACCCAGCUGAUGUGGUUCUUUUUGAAGGAAUAUUGGUCUUUUAUUUCCCAGAAAUAAGGAAAUUGUUUCACAUGAAAUUAUUUGUUGACACUGACUCUGAUACAAGAUUAGCUAGGAGAGUUCCCAGAGAUAUUAAUGAACGUGGAAGGGAUUUGGAACAGGUUCUAAAUCAGUAUAUGAAUUUUGUUAAACCUGCAUUCGAGGAAUUUUGCUUUCCUACCAAAAAAUUUGCAGAUGUAAUCAUACCAAGAGGUGCAGAUAACACUGUUGCCAUUGACCUCAUCGUACAGCAUAUUAGAGAAAUAUUGCUCAACAAGGGACGUAAAUCUGAAGAAAGGACCCUUGUGCUGCCUUCGCCAGCUUUCGUGAGAACCCCCAAUUCUUCGCCAAAAAAACACAACACAGCGGACGGUCUGUUUAAGCGGCCGCAUUAAGGAGAACACGCUAGAUAUUUGUAGUUAGUAUGCAGAAAUCGUCUAAAUUCGGCUUUAGUCUUAGUUUUUAACCAUGAAUCGUAAACAAUGUCGAAAACCACGCACUAGGGAUAUGCAGGGAUUAAUUAUACAAUUUGCGUUGACUGCAAAUGUACAAAUAAUACCUUAUAGGUUUAAAUUUAGAUUACACUGGCCGACAAAAUAAACAUUUUUGUUUGCUGAGGGAUAGCAAAUCACUAAAUUUUUCUCAAAAAGCCCUUUUCUUCUCGAUAUUGCGGAGAAAUAAGUUUUGUUUAAUAUAAAACAUAUACUAUACUAUUCAUAUGAACCACUGAAGUUGUGUACACAUAAAAUUAAUUUUAUAAUUUUAAUUGUAAAAUCUUGUUUAAAAAAAAAUGUUUAAGAAAGUUUUCACUUUCACAAUAAUUUCAGUAUAAAUUUCAAACUAUAACAAUAAAAAUAAACCAAAUUUAAAUUCAACCAACAAAAUAUUAUGUUAAAUGCUUAAAACUAUUAUUUAGGUAAACUAUUUGGAUGAUACAAAAAAUGAGUAUUAAAUUAAAAUGUAUCAUAAAAAAUAAUUAUUAUGCCUAGACAUAAUAAUAAUUCGCUACUAAAUGUAUAAAAAAAUUAAUGAAUGUUUUCACAUAAAAAAAAACGUUUUUUCGCAAUAUCGCAAACCAUUUUUGGGUGCAGCAAAAUGGCUGUUGACCAGUUUUAUUAAGCAAUACUACAAUUUUGAUUUAUUGGUAAUACUUUAGUUUCUCUAUUAGCGUCUAUUUACUGUGCUUUAAAAAUAAACUUGUCACUGUUGUGCUGCCAUCCAACCUACGAAUCGGCGUGAUGCGUAAUAAAUAUGGGAAAAGUAAUAUUUUUAUUUAAACGUGAAUACACUAAGGCGCAAAAAGAUGUGACCUUUAUACAAAUUUUCCUGUCCUGAAUAACCCAAGAACAUAAAAAUUUUUGAAAAUACACUCACAGGCAAAAUAAUCGAUCCACACAAAUUAUCGAUAAAUUUCAAUCGCAAAUAACUUUUUUAUUUGAUGUAGGAUUUAAACGAAUAUUAAAGAAUAUUGUAGAUAAAUUAAUGGACAAUCGCUCACAUUUUAAAAAAUUACUAAAAAAUAGACGUACAUUUACUCGUAUAAUAUACAGGUUUAAACAAAAAGAUGUUUUUUACCAUAAGUUUAAGACACUCUGUAGAGUGGCAAAACCGUAUAUUGUUCUAAAUUAAGUUUUAUUUAUCAAGUCACAUCUAUUUUUAACAGUUUUGCUUUUGGUUCACGUUGAUAUAUUUAUUUUUGUGGAAAAUAUGGAUUUCUUUAAAAAAACAUUGCAAUUUCCAAUAUUUUUCUGUAUGAAGAACUAAGGUUGCUAUGGUCCAUCCAUAGGGUAUGGAGAAUGACAGUGACAGUUUUCUUGAAUCAUCUUAUACUUGAACAUGUCAUACACGGCUUUCAAAACCUAUCAAAUUGUUUUUUGCAAAUUAAUGUUUAAAUGUUCAGGUGUCUUCUUACUUUAAAAAAUGGAUAUGUCUCCGACUGAUGUUGCCAGAGCCAGAGCACCUCAAAAUUAACACAUUAAUUUACAACCCUAUUAAAAAUGCCCUAUAGAACCCAUAUUGAUACAGAUAAGGAAACUAAUAUGGAUUUAUAUGGUUCUAUAUGUCCUAUAUGGAACGACCUGGUUUACACUUUGGAAUCUAUAUGGUUUAAUAUGGAAUUUAAUUUUAAAAUGUACAACUUAGGGAUUUUUAUAUGGAUUUAUCUGGUUUCUGUUUUAUGAGUUUUUCCAUAUAGGUUUCCCUAUAUGGUUGAAUAUGGAAUUCCAUUUUAAAAUGUAUAUAUAUUUAAACGAAAAUUGCAUAUUAAACCAUAUAGAUUCCCCUAUAUGGUUAAAUAUGGAUCUAUAAGGUAAUAAUUUUUUCACACCCAAACCAUAUUGGGCCAGAUAGAGCAAUAUGAACCUAUAUGGUAAUCCAUAUAGAAAUCACUUUUCUAUAUGGUUUUCCAGGUAUGGAAUUCUAUCUGGUUCAAUAGUGCAAUGCCUGUUUCAAAUUCCUAUAUUGAACCAGAUAGAUUUUUAUUUUGUGUUUCUAUAUGGCAUUUUUAAUAGGGAAAAAACAAUUUGAUAGCUUUUGAAAGCUGUAUAUGACAUGUCCAAGUAUGGGAUGAUUCAACAAAACUGUCACUGUCAUCCUCCAUAGGCUAUGGAUGGACCAUAGCAACCUUAGUUCUUCAUACAGGAAAAAUAUUGGAAAUUGCAAUGUUUUUUUAAAGAAAUCCAUAUUUUCCACGAAAAUAAAUAUAUCAAGGUGAACCAAAAACAAAAGUGUUUAAAAUAGAUGUGACUUGAUAAUUAAAACUUAAUUUAGAACAAUAUACGGUUUUGCCACUAUACAGAGUGUCUUAAACUUAUGGUAAAAACAUAUUUUUGUUUAAACCUGUAUAUUAUAAACGUACGUGUAUUUUUUAGUAAUUUUUAAAAUGUGAGCGAUUCUCCAUUAAUGUAUCUACAAUAUUCUUUAAUAUUUGUUUAAAUCCGAAAUCAAAUAAAAAAGGUAUUUGCGAUUGAAAUUCAUCGAAAAUUUGUGUGGAUCGAUUAUUUUGCCUGUGAGUGUACAUUUGUUUUUUCCAAAAUGUAUUUACUUUGUAUAACAACAUAAACAGUAAAUCUUUUGGCGUGGUCAGAUGGCAGCACAGUUCAUUUGUAAAGCAUAUAAAAUAGAUGCUACUAUAAUCUAUAAAAUAAAUGGAAUACUUCCUGAUAAUAAUCAUAAUAAUACGUAUUUCAGGUAUCUUAUCUUUCUAAAAAAACCAAAAUUCUUAACAAUUACAAUGCACAUCACUUUAUUGGCUCAAAUUGUGUGUGCCUUUAAAUUCGAUUAUUUAAUAAAAAAAAUAAUAAUAUAAUUUUGCCUUUGUGCAAAUUGGUGCUAAACGUUAUUUAUUUUUAAUAAAAAAUUUACAAUUAGUGUAGAAAACUUAACUUUAUAACAAAAAAUAAAUUAAAUAAGAAAAAUAAGUAACUGAAAAAGUCGAUAUUUUUAAGCAUGUUGUUUUGCCUAAAAUUGUUUCAAUCAAGUAGAUUUUAAUGUUAACAAUAAUUAUUAGUGUAUGAGUCAAUCUAUAGAUAUAUCUAAAUUUUAGUUACAAAAAGUACAUUUCACAUAAAUUAACCCUAAUCCAAUAGCCAGAGCUGUUUAGAGUAAAAAGAAAUAAUAAGUACUUCAGUAAAAGUACUUUUAGAGAAUACCAAGUACAAAUAUUUAAAAGUAGGUACAAAAAGGUAUUAAAAGGUGCUAAAAUAUAUUUUAUGAUUAUUAAUGCAUUUCAAACUAAAAUGUUUCAUACAAAAAGGUGCUGUACAUAAAUUGUACUCUAGAGUACAUUAAAAGGUUUAUAUCUGGAUAUAAAAAAGUUUAAAUGGUAAAAUAUAUUUAGCCCAAAAAAUGUUAAAAAAUUGACUGUACAAAAAAUAUAAUUGGGUACAAUCUUUAUUUAUAUUUAAGUACUUAAGUACCAUGCAGCUCUGAAUAUAGCAACAAAUUUGGCAAACAGCUCAAUUUACCAGCAUAAAAGUAGGUACCUACUAAUAUUUAUAAUCAUUUGGUUAGACAUUUUUUUAUAAUGUAAAAUUUUUGCUAUUUUUGUGUGAUAAUAUGUUGUUAAUGAUGAAACUUUGUUUUUAUAGUAAUCAUUAAGUUUUACAGCUUAAAAUUUUAUUAAUAGAAUAGAUAUUGUUUAGAGUACUAAUAUGUUAAUUUAUUUUGUGAUUUUCAUGUUCUUUUGUUGUGAUAUUUUGACAAAUCUUAUAUUUAUUAAAAUGUUACAUUUUAUAAAUAAAUUAUUUUUCUGUUUGUAAUAAAUAUUAUUAAUUUGUAUACUUAUGAGUUUCAUUUAUUAACUUACAUUAAAAUUACAUUCAUAUAUAAAAAUUAAGCCUAUUUACUGGUAGUAUAAUUCAAUGUUCAUUCCAUCAUGAAUUUCAU